This is a messenger RNA of Ostertagia ostertagi, 651 nucleotides long. The record is from the annotation of a GenBank genome assembly. NCBI's taxonomy places the organism in Eukaryota, Metazoa, Nematoda, Chromadorea, Rhabditida, Trichostrongylidae.
AUGAGCAGUUAUGAAACGGCGGUUGCCGAUGCGCUGGAUGACUACCAUAAAAACGAGUAUCGCUUCCGUGUCAAAACAAUGAAGCCUUACUAUAACAACAGCGGCUUUCUCCAUGCAUUAAGCAGCAGUAUCCGGCCUUAUCUAAACAGCAGUUAUGAUCAUGUACUGUUCAGCUAUCAUGGCAUACCGGAACGCCAUGUGCGCAAGAGCGAUCCUACCGGCAGCCAUUGUCUGCAAUCGGCAGAUUGUUGCACUACUGCGUCCACGGCUCAUGCAACCUGUUAUCGUCAUCAGUGUUUUUACACGACUACAAUGGUCGCCCGGCAGCUUGACUUAAAGGAAGGCAGUUUUAGCUCUUCGUUCCAGUCGAGGUUGGGACGUGAUCCCUGGCUGCAACCUUAUACGGCGCCGCUGUUAUCCACACUACCCGGAAAGGGUAUUAAAAAACUGGUAGUUAUCUGUCCUGCUUUUUCAGCCGACUGCCUGGAGACGCUGGAAGAAAUGGAUGUAGAAGGCAAACAGCUUUUCCUGGAUGCGGGCGGAGCAUCAUUUACCCGUGUGCCUUGUCUUAAUACCCACGAUCUUUGGGUAGAUACCAUCUAUGGCUGGAUACAGGACAUCAGGUCCGGCAAUCAGGAGCUGAUCGCUUAA